Messenger RNA from Psilocybe cubensis, 1305 nucleotides. RefSeq lists its product as uncharacterized. The transcript has 7 exons. Bases 1 to 1305 code for a protein of 434 amino acids. The record is from RefSeq and is a predicted model, not a curated record. Gene Ontology annotation, cellular component: endoplasmic reticulum membrane. Lineage: Eukaryota; Fungi; Basidiomycota; Agaricomycetes; Agaricales; Agrocybaceae. Gene Ontology annotation, molecular function: Delta14-sterol reductase activity. Gene Ontology annotation, biological process: ergosterol biosynthetic process.
AUGUCCUCCCAACUCAACCCACGGACAACAAAGUAUGAGUUUCUCGGCCCCCCAGGCGCCUUCGCAAUCUCCGUCGGCGUCCCCAUCAUGACCUACGCGCUCUACUUUGGCUGCUCAGAGUCUGCUGGCGGGUGUCCGCCUAAAUUCGCGUCUUUGUCUGCCGUCUCUGAGGUUGUCAUUCACUCUGUCACAAGCUUGGAUUGGUGGAAAGCGCUGUGGGACACGGAGGCGGCGCUCAUCUACCUCGCAUGGUACACAUUCUGUGUCGUCGCGUGGGCCGUCAUCCCAGGCGAUCAGGUAAGCGGCACCACUCUGCGAACAGGACAGAAGCUGUCCUACAAAAUCAAUGCAUUCUCCACCUUUUUACUCGCUCUGGGAAUCACGUCGGGCACCAUCUUGCGUUUCGGGCCAGAGUCUUUCACCUUCAUCUACAACAAAUGGGUUGGGUUGAUCACAGCUUCCCUCCUGAUGGCCUUUGUUCAGGCAGUGUAUUGCUAUGCGGUUUCUUUCAACCAGGGUAAACUGUUGGCGGUGGGCGGCAACUCGGGCAAUCUGAUCUACGACUGGUACAUUGGACGCGAGUUAAACCCAAGAAUCGGAUCCUUCGAUAUCAAGUCUUUCAAUGAGCUUCGACCCGGCCUGAUCCUCUGGGUUCUCAUCAACAUCAGCAUGGUCUGCGAGCAGGCAACGCGCCGGGGUGGGCUGUCGAAGGUUACCGAUUCGAUGUGGCUGGUCCUUGCAUUCCAGACUUGGUACGUUGCCGAUGGCUUGUACAACGAGCCUGCUCUCUUCACCACCAUGGAUAUCACAAGCGACGGCUUUGGCUUCAUGCUCUCUGUCGGUGACUUGGUCUGGGUACCUUUCGUAUACUCCCUCCAAGCGCGCUACCUUGCAUUCCACCCUGUCGAACUCGGACCUCUCGCCACCGCCGGCGUCCUUUUCACCAAUCUUGUAGGCUACUAUAUCUUCCGAACAGCCAAUGGCGAAAAGAACGACUUCCGCAACGGCACCAACCCCAAAAAUCUCAAGUACAUGACCACUAAGAAGGGUACCAAACUCCUCACAUCAGGCUGGUGGGGUCGUUCCAGGCACCCUAACUACAUGGGCGACUUGAUCAUGGCUUUGGCUUGGUCACUCCCGACCGGCUUCGAAACCCCCAUCACAUAUUUCUACGUUGCCUACUUCACAUUCCUCCUCGUCCACAGGCAAAUCCGCGAUGACGAAGCCUGCCACCUUAAAUAUGGCGACGAUUGGGUUGCUUACAAGAAACUGGUACCUUACCGAAUUAUACCCUACAUCUAUUGA